AUGCUCGCCAAAGAGCUCCUCUUCAUCUCAUCCCUGCUGGCCCUGAUCCAGGCAGAGGAGACCGUCCUUGGUGUUUAUAUUUUCCAUCGCCAUGGAGAUCGCACAUCCAAGAGCACUCCUCCAACUUCAUUGACAGAUCUCGGAUACCAACAAGUUUUCCAAUCAGGGAACUUUUACCGCAGCCGAUAUGUGGAUUCUAAUGCCUCGUCUCGCAUCUUCGGUCUUGCUACAGAUAUUGUCAAGACCUCUCAAUUGAGCGUUGAAGCUCCUGUCGAUGCCGUGCUUCAGAACUCAGCUGCUGGAUUCUUGCAAGGUCUCUACCCGCCAGUUGGAGCUACACUAGGUACCCAGUCUCUUGCCAAUGGAUCAAGCGUCUCUGCUCCAUUGAAUGGCUUCCAGCUUAUUCCCGUUAAUGCUGUCGCUUCUGCUUCAAGCGGUGCCAAUUCCGAGAAUUCUGCAUGGCUUCAAGGCCAGUCGGGAUGUAACAAAGCUAUUGUUAGCUCUAACAAUUACUUUUUCUCCGAGGAGUACUUGAACAAGCUCAGUUCGACCUCUGACUUUUACACGAGCCUACUUCCUGUUGUGAAAGGCAUUUUCACUUCAGAUACUGAUUCCUUUAAGAAUGCGUAUUCUGUUUUCGAUUAUGUCAAUGUUGCGUUGAUCCACAAUGCCUCCAUUCCAUCCGGUGAUCUACUUACUGACGAGGCCAUCUUUCAAUUGAGGACUCUGGCCGAUGAUCAUGAGUUCAACCUGGCUUACAAUGCAUCUGAAUCCAUUCGGGCAAUUGCAGGUUCCACUCUAGCUGCUCAGAUCGUUCAACAGCUGAACAAUACCAUCGUCGGAAGGUCCAAGGUCCCUGUAGGUAUUCAGUUUGGAGCCUAUGCUUCUUUCCUCUCGUUCUUCGGUCUCACUCAGCUCCCAGCCGUGACUGAGAACUUCACUGCCGUCGUCGAUUACGCCUCCUCAAUGACAUUCGAGCUGGUCACGAACGCGACUGUUUCCAACACAUCCUACCCAGGCGUCGACGACAUCUCGGUCCGCUUCCUCUUCUCCAAUGGCUCAGCUGCCGCCAAUCCACUUACCACAUACCCUCUCUUUGGACAAGCCGAGACAGUUCUCCCAUGGACGACAUUCGUCUCAGAAGUGAACAAGUUUGCUAUCGGAGACCAAGAUACCUGGUGCACUCAAUGCGGAAACACUGAUGGACUAUGUGCUUCCAGCACUGCGACCACCUCUGCCACGCCUUCCGCAACUCCAUCGUCAUCUUCCAGUGGUAUGUCCAAGGCUGUCGCGGGUGUGAUUGGUGCUAUGGUUACGCUGGCUGUUAUUCUGGGCUUGGAAGCUUUGGUAUUGUUGGUUGGUGGGUUCAGAUUGGUUAACAGGAAGAGACUUGCUGCUGUGCCGAUUGAGUCUGCUUCGCCCGUUGCGAAGGCUUGA
This is a messenger RNA of Cadophora gregata, 1437 nucleotides long. RefSeq lists its product as uncharacterized. Gene Ontology annotation, biological process: dephosphorylation. Gene Ontology annotation, molecular function: phosphatase activity. The transcript is spliced from 2 exons. NCBI's taxonomy places the organism in Eukaryota, Fungi, Ascomycota, Leotiomycetes, Helotiales, Ploettnerulaceae. The record is from RefSeq and is a predicted model, not a curated record. Bases 1 to 1437 code for a protein of 478 amino acids.